Darwinula stevensoni is the source of this 7056-nucleotide messenger RNA. Lineage: Eukaryota; Metazoa; Arthropoda; Ostracoda; Podocopida; Darwinulidae. The record is from the annotation of a GenBank genome assembly.
AUGUUUUCCACCUCAGAUAGCAAGUAUGGUGGAAAUGAUAUGGAUAUGGAAAUGGUGGGGACAUGGGAGUUGUUUGUAGAAAUGUUUGAGGUAGAAGAAUCAGUUUCAAUAGAAACUGAUUAUUUAGUAUAUUUUGACUCCUUGUUGGGUAGCAGAUCCCCCUCAGCUCCUGUCACCUUGUUCCUUCUCAGGAUAAUGCAGGGGACUAUUGCAAGUGACAGCUCCGUGGCAACUGAAGUGCAAAGUGUCAUGCAAGAGCCUUCUCCCAGAGUGUCAGCAAUGUUGCGGAAACAAUUUGAUCUUGGUGUACCCCCUGCAUUUGAGCAGUUCUUGGAAAGCACCAGCAGUAGCCGUGACCUUGACAUGACAAAGGGAAAACUGUUAACCAUGUUCAGUGAAAGUCAAGACUCUUUCACAAGCCAAGAACAGGACUUGAUCACUUUUCACAAAGCUUUGAAAGCUCUGAGGGCUCAGAUGAGGGAUCACACUCUUGAUUCAACACUGUCACAGUCCUCAGAGACUCCUUGGCACUCGCUACAAGAAAUUUCUCUUCCCUCAAGUAGAGGGUCCUUGGCUCUCCAAUUUUCUCAUAUAGCCAAGAGGCCUUCCUUGUACCCAGAGAGCAUACCUCAAUUGUAUCCAGUACCAAGUACUAUUCAUCCUGAAGUCUCUCCUUCAUUGCAGGCUGCUCAGGUACCUUAUGAAAUGGUCACCUCCCCAGCAAGUCGGCUACCAUUGAAUCCAUACAAUUUGAGAGACCCUUGGCAUGAGGAGCAAAACUUCAGCCUUAAAUCACAAAGCUCCAUUUCUUCGAUGGCUCAUUCUCUUUCACAAGCUUCUCCAUCAUAUCAUCAAGCUUUUAUCUUUCCACCAGAGAGACCACCAAUUCCGAUGUACAGUUUGAGGGAUCCCCAACUUCAGCAGGGACUCCUCCCAUUACCAUACUCCACCCCUUCUCUGCUGUCACAAGUCACUCAAGCAUCUUACCAUGCAUUGAUCUCCCAAGGAAACCAACCAAGAAUGAAUAUUCCUAGUUUGUGGGAUCCUCUAUACCCGCAGAAAGCCUUUCCAUCACCUAGCCCCAUCCAUUCACUACCUCGGCCUUCUCCACAAAUUUAUGAGCCUUCUCAUCAAACGUUGACCUCUCUGUCCAAAUGGCCACUAAUGCAGACAUCGUAUUUGAGGAAUCCUUGGCAACAGCAGCAGAGCUUCCCAUCCCCUAGCUCCUUCUCUUCACAGGCUCCCCGUGUUUCUGCAGCAACUGGAUCAUAUCAUCAGCUGUCAAAUUCCCUGUUGUGGCGACCUCCAGUGUCAUAUCAGCCACCAAUUUUUGAAGCAUCAUAUUUGAGAGAUCCCCACCAACAAGCAUCCCCACAACCAAGCUGUUUUUCUGCACAAAAUCUUCCUCACCUGCAAACCACCCCAUCAUAUCACCAGACAUUGUCCUACCAAAUAAAUCAGUCAUUUAAUGCUAUACGGGCAUCUAAUGUACUUAACCAGGAUUCUCAUCUUCAGCCUCAACAGUUAGCAUGCCGUAGCCCUUUCCCAACUCAUGCCUAUUUGCAACACCCUCAGCUACCACCAAGCUGCAUUCCUAUUCAAACUCAUGCAAACCAGCAGCGCCCUCAUCACCAAACCUCUAAAAUGAACCUGGGUGUGACGUGCAAGCCAGCACCUGUCAGGGGAAGGUUACCAUAUGCUCCCUGGGCUAGGAAGGGAGAGCUUUCCACCAGAGUGGAAAAUGAAAGUGCAGUGACUAAGUCCAAGGUCAGUAACCUCGAAACAAAUUUUCAAGAGAACCUUGGGGCCAUUUUUAGAGGGUUUUCCAUUGAUAUAAAUGAAAGGGGCCUUCCAGAACCAGAAGUGUUGAACACCAACAUAAUUGGUGAAUUUAGUGAUGCAAGCUCUGCCCUGAUGUCAGAUUUUUCAUAUGAUAAUGAAGCAGGCAAGACUGCUUUAGGGUUAGAAAGGAUGAGACCUAGUGAGUCUUGUUUUAAAAAACCAAAAGGAAGGCUUCAGAAAUUAAAGAGCAAGGAUUCAGAGCAGCAAAUGGAGCAUACUCAAGCACAUUUAGAAAGAUGGCCCAAGAAUGAAUUGGCAUUUCAGCAGCAGAUGUUGACCAAGAAGACAUUGACUUCUCGUGUGAAUCAUUCAACUGAGAUGGUGGAUCCCAAGGAGGUUUCUGCUUCCCAAAGGAAGAGUGCGACCUGGAAGACUCCAAUUUUUCAGGAAGAGAGAUCACCUGUAGUUACUGCUCAACAGGAGGCAACAAGUGAGAACACAUCUGCAUCUCAAUGUCAGGCAUCAAUGUUUGCUCAUCAGGACAGACUGCUAGAGAAUACAUUUGUUCAGUUGGAGAAGCCUGACAAAAGGAGAGCAGGUCUUCAGCAGGAUGAAUCAACUGAAGCUGUAUUUUCUCAGCAGGACAGAAUAACCAAGAAGGCUCCUAGUUCUGGAGAGAGGAGAGUGUCUAAGAAGACAUCAUCUUUUCAAGGGAAAUCACCCAAGGCAACAUCUGUAUCACAGCUAGAGAGAUCUUCUACGACUAUAUCUAUGUCUCAACUGGAAAGAUCUUUCGAAAAUUCAUCAGCAACUCUGGUUACACCUGAAAACUCUGUCUCUCUUGACCAAGUACAAUGUGACAAAACCAGCUUGACUGGCUUCAAGUUCCCAAAGAUAAUGCCCUGUGAAGAAGCAGAACACUCUGCACCAUUGCUGCAGCAGGUGUCAAUCAGCGUUGCACCAUUGAUUCAGGAGAAUGAGGCUGCAUUAGGUGAAGCACCCUUGAAAUUGGAUGCAGUGACUGGUGCACAUCUUGGACAGACUUCACAGCUUGAGAAGCAAUCAUGUGAUGAGAACAAACCAGAAGACACUAGCAUCACUGGUGAAGCUUUGGAAGUAGAUUUAGGUGAUGUUUUUGAGGAAUAUUUGAGUGCAACAUGUGGGUGGGGAUUAGGAGAAGGCACAUCCACCUUUCAGCCCUUUUCAGAUGACUUUCUUGAAGAUAUUGGAGAUAUCAUUGCUCAGUCCAUAACUGAAUCUACUGGAAGUCAGUCAUAUAUUUGCUUAGAAUCAAAUGAACCCAAGUCAAAUGAGGAGACAGGCAUGUUGGGUGCCAAUGAAGCUACUGAUAACAUGACUGAUUGUGCAAGAGUAAAAUCUGAAGAACUUCCAUCACCUAUAGGAAACUUUAUGCCGUAUAAAUUAAGGUCCACCAGCAGGACAUCAUUGACGAUGGGAAAGAAACGACGAAGGAAAGUAUCAUAUUGGAGCAAGGGAAUAGUGCAACAGAAACAGAAAGUGAAGACCAAGCUUCCCCACUCAGAAAUAAGUGAUGAAGUGCAUGAUCAGCAGCAGGAUGUUAAAGGAAGCAAACAGAUAGAGCAGCAGUCCUCCCAUGCAGCCAUUGCCAUGCCUCAAUGCCUCCCUGCUAACAUGUUGUGUGAGGUGGAGCUUGAGGAAAAUGUCUUCUCAGGAGAAGUGGAAACUUUGAGGAAGCACCUCAGAGACCUGUCAUGGCUGUGUGAGAGCAACCCCUUCCCCAAAAGUGUGAUGUGCCCUGUGUGUAAGGACAGUUUAGAGGCACAGGACAAGUAUGCACUCUUGGAGCACUUGGCCAUUCAUGGUCAGUGUUUGGAGCCCAUGCCUACUUGCCGGAUCUGUGGAAUGAUGUGUGAAGAUGUGGAAAGCCUACUAAUACAUGUCUGUGAUGAACACACAUUUGAGCCCAGGUUUUGUUGCACUUCUUGCCCAUCUCUCCAUUCCAAUGUAGAUGACAUCAGGUACCAUCAUGAAAUACUUCAUCCAGGCAAUCCAGUCAGCUUUGAAAUUACAAAGUGGUUCACAGCUAUCUCCAGGAAGUGGCCUCUGCUUUACAUGUGCCAACGAUGCCAGUCUUAUAAGCUGCACCUGACUGCUAUGGAGAAGCACACUCAAGAAGCUCAUCUGAAUGAACCAGCAUCUGGAAUUAUCAGAAUAAACCUUUUAAAGCCUGUACCAAUGUCAGGUUUGGAUUUGCCCCUUUCAUUGCUUGGUAUUGGAAGGAUGAAUAGACAGGCAGUGUCACAAGCUACUGAAAGUGCAGAGUCAAGUGGAAAUACUCCUGAUCUAAUUAAAGACAUCUUCCUUGGAGAUGAUGUUCAUGAAGCUGAUGGAGAGAGAAACUUGGAGAAGCAGAAAGCUGAGUUGACUGUGUCUGAAGCAGAGCUGAAGUCCUUUAAAACAUUAUUGAACCCGGUGGUGUUCAUAGCCACUCUCAAAAGCAGGAAGAUGGUGACUAAUGCUCAACCUCUUCCUUCUUAUUUGCAUGACAUUUUGGAGAAGCUCAAGUCACAACUAGACUUAGGAAAUAAAAGUAUGGAUUUUCUUAACUCAUUGCCUGUAAUAUUAUCUGGGAAGCCUCGUGAAGCUGAAGAUAUGGAGACUGAUGAAGAGUCCAAUGAUGAGUUCAAGAUAUCAGGUGUCUUCUCUGAGUCAGAAGAUUUGGAUCAACAAGUCCCAACCUUUGCAUAUGAGGGGGAUGACCCAUUGCUGCUGAAGGUGAUACAUAGUAUCAAGGCAUCCACAGACUUUGUAGAGCAACAUAGUGAUGCAAUUUAUGCUUGGACAACAUACAUGGGAGAGAAGUUUGACAGAAGCAGGAUUGUGACAGUAGAACAGGAGCUCACUCCACAGGAUCUUGGAUACAAUGCUUUCAUGCAUGAAGAAACCCAAGAUGAUGAAAAUGAGUAUCUGGAGAAAACACAGCCAUUAUUUCAGGCUGUUGACAGUGUGAACUGGGCUGUACAAGUCAUUCCAAGGAAUUUUGAGGAUGCUGAUUCCAUGCCUGUCAUGUCUGACAUCUACAUAGAUUCCUGCAGCAUCCUUAGGAAUUCACACUCUGGAUCCCCAAUUCGAUGCAUACAAGCACCACACUUUGAGGUCCCCAGUUCAGGAGGUAUUCCCAUAGAAGAGCACAGCACUCCCAAAGACAUCAACCAAAGGAGGUUGAUCUCAGAAUUGAAGGAGAAGAAUCUCCCAGCUCAUCAACUUCAGCCCUACCUUGUGAACCUGUUCAAGUGUGGAGUGGAGCCUACCUGUGCAUUCUCAACCAGGAUUGCAUUGGAAUUCCUGUCCCACUUGAAUGACAUUCAUGACAAGGACAUAGAUUCUGUGAUCUUGUGUGCAUAUUGCAGGAACCUCAACAAUGUAGAGUACAUCAUGGGAGUGAACCAGUGUGCCAUUAUGAACUACCUACAUUCAGUGGUGAAACUUCAGACUCUAGUUCAGUGGAAGCAGCAUGUCCCAAGGGAGGUAGCUACCAUUGCCCUAAAUCAUGAGGUUGGAGUUCAUGGUGCUGGGCGAGUGAUAUGUGGCUUCUGUCAGGAGGGUCUGCAAAAGGAGCACCUUAUAUCUCAUGUUGUUGACAUCCACCCAAAUCAAGCUUUGGACCUGGGUCACCUUGAGCUUGUUGAGAGUGCCCCCAUUCCAAUGGUACCAGAGCUCCACAAUUAUUCAUUUGGCAUGGAUGAAAUUGAUGAAAUUCCUCAGAUAUCCAUCAUGACAAAGGAAGUGUCAUGUACAAUGUGUGGCUAUGCAACUAAGGUUCGCCACAACCUUGUGUCCCACUUACAGCAGCACAAGACACAAAUGGAUGUUUCCAACAAAACUCCUGUAAAUCCCAUUCCCAUCUGCACACAAUCCAUGCUCAUUCAGUGUGAAAGUUCCAAUUUUGCAAGUGGCCAUUUUGAAAGAGGAUUGGCUGAUGAUAAUUGUGAAAAAUGCAAAGAUAAUAUUGAGGAGGGUCAGGGAAAUAUUUGCUCUGUGAAUGGGUGCCAGUACAUCAACCCAAGUGAGAGUCUGUACAGGAAACACACAAACACAUUGGAUGCAGCUGAGGAUGGCUUCAAGUGUCUACAUAAUAAGGUGGUUUUCUCAUCAAUGGGCAAGCAUUACAACCACAGAAGGCUUCAUGAUCCCUCCUCUAAUCCACCAGAAGUGAUCAACCUUCAGAAGCCAACAGCUAGUUCUGAAGCUCUUGAAAACUCUGGAGAUAAAUCCCUUCAGCCACUCUGGAAGUGGCAAGACUUGAGUCAGGUCAAGUGUGUGAGGGGGAUCCCAGUCUCUGAGGACUUCAAUACAUUGUGGCCAUGUCAGUAUUCCUGUCUGAUGUGUAGUUACAAGACUGAGAAGGAAUAUUUCUUUCGGGAUCACCUCCGUCGUGAGGUGGACUACCCAAGAUUUUCUUGUACACUGUGUGUAUUCACAUGCCUCAGUAAGGUGGAGAUAAUUAAGCAUUUCCAGUCCUACCACCGAGGAGCAGAUUUCAUCAUUACUGCAUUGCCAAUACUUCCUGACAAGGAAAAAUGGAUCAAGGAUCAGAUUCAGGCUCAAGGAAGGUAUGAUGGUCUGGCCAGAGUGAAAAGACCAUUGGAUGAAAGUCUAGAGGAUUCUUUUGUCAAGAAGAACAAUUAUGUUGCUGAUAAGGGGAUGGAUGAUGAUGGUCCGAUUCCUGCUUGUGGAAAUGGUUCCUUUGCUGGAUGUAGAGAUAAUGGGAGAUGCAAGGAGGCUGAUGACGAAACCAUUGAUGGUGAGGAUGAUUCUGAUUUAUUUGCCCUUGCAUUUAUUGGCUGGGUUGAGUGGAACCAGUAUGAAGAUCUAUGUGUGAAAUUAGAGUUGGUGGUCGUCUUAGGUGUGACUUUGCUGGGCGUCUCAAUCUCCCAGCUCUACCCACCCUUCUUCCCCUGCUGCGAAGUGAGGGACCCGGAGGAAGGACCUUGGAGCCGAUUGCUGGCUCUCUCAGGUCACACCCGGGACCGUGAUUUGAGGUCAAAGGUCACGAUUUACAUGCCUCUCUUUGAAAACCUGUUUCUCCUCAAUCCUCCUUAUGAUGAUCAAUUUGAUGACGAUGGUCCUGGUCUUUUUGAUCCUUUUGAAGGGCAGAGUGAGGAUGGUAGUGCUGUUCUCGUCGUGUCCUUUGAUAGGCAGUUUGGCGAUGGUGCUGGUUUUGCCAGUCCUUUAGAUGGGCAUUGUGAUUUUGAUGGUUCCACUCUUUUUGGCCCUUUUGAUGAUGAUUGA